Messenger RNA from Microtus ochrogaster (prairie vole), 966 nucleotides. Its product is annotated as olfactory receptor 51A7-like. NCBI's taxonomy places the organism in Eukaryota, Metazoa, Chordata, Mammalia, Rodentia, Cricetidae. The record is from RefSeq and is a predicted model, not a curated record.
AUGGCCUGGAAAGACGUGAGUGCUUUAGAACUAUGCAGUGGCAGCGUAUUUGGAUGCUUCUCGACCUCAGCAGUUGAUGCCUCUUCAUUCCUACAGAUCGGGAUCCCAGGCCUUGGGCAUGUGCACAUUUUGGCCUCCAUUCCUACUUACCUCAUGUAUCUUCCAGCCUUCCUGGGAAACUGUACUAUCCUCUGUGUCAUCAGAACGGAGCCUUCUCUGCAUGAGUCCAUGUACUAUUUCCUCUCCAGGUUGACCUUCUCUGACCUGGGCCUGUCUUUCUCCUCCAUUCCCAAGAUGCUAGGAAUAUGCUUGUUCAAUUCCAUGGGGAUUUCUGCUGACAUGUCCAUUGCCCAGGAAUUCUUCAAUGGAUUCACAGAUAUCGAGUCUUCAGUGCUGCUCACUGUGUCCUUCGAUUGCUGGCACCUACUGAAAUACAGCUCCAUCCUCACAAGCUCCAGAGUUGUGCAAACUGGGCUAGUCUUCGCUGUUAAAAGCAUUCUCUUGGUGCUCCCCCUUCCAUUGACUUUAAGGAGCCUCAGAUACUGCCACACGCACCUUUUAUCACAGUCCUAUAGUCUCCAUCAGGAUGCCACGAAGCUGGCCUGCUCUGACAACAGGGUCAGUUUUUACUAUGGUCUGUUUAUUGCACUCUGCAUGAUGUCAGACUGUGUAUUCAUUGCUGUGUCCUAUGUGCUCAUCUUGAAGACUGUGUUAGGUAUUGCACUCCAUGGAGAGUGGCUCAAAGCUCUCAACAUCUGUGUCUCCAACAUCUCUGCUGUGCUCAUCUUCUAUGUAACUAUCGUUACUCUAGCUGCCAUGAACCGCUUUGCAAAGCAUAAGUCUCCAUUAGCUAUGAUUCUGAUAGCAGAUGCUUUCUUGCUGGUACCACCAUUGAUGAAUCCCAUUGUAAAAGCUCAUCAAAUGAGAGUAAAAGCCUUAGAAAAAUGGGGUCUGCAUUCUAAGUAA